AUGUCCAGAGACGCUCCAAUCAAGGCAGAGAAAGACUAUACUGAGCUCUUAGACGAGCAGUUCCCACAAAUUGACGUUCUCGCAAAGAAUGAUUAUAAAAAUGCAUUAGAAAAAUUAUUACUUUUAGAAAAACAAACACGUCAAGCAUCUGAUUUAGCAUCUUCAAAGAGAGUAUUGGUUAGAAUUGCUGAUUUAUUAGGUGAAAAUAAAGAUUGGAAAAGUUUAAAUGAACAAUUAGUUUUAUUAUCCAAAAAACAUGGUCAAUUAAAAUUAGCUGUUCAAGCUUUCAUUCAACAAGCUAUUGAAUAUCUUGAUAAGACUGGUAAUCAAGAUACCAAGAUUGAAAUCAUUGAUACUAUAAGAACUGUUACUGAAAAUAAAAUUUUCGUUGAAGUUGAACGUGCUAGAGUGACAAGAGAAUUAUCACAUAUUAGAAGAAAAGAAGGUAAAAUUGAUCAAGCAACUGAUCUUUUAGUGGAAUUACAAGUUGAAACUUAUGGUUCAAUGAAUUUAAGAGAAAAAAUGGAAUUUAUUUUGGAACAAGUUGAAUUAUGUAUUUUAAAAGGUGAUUUUACACAAGCAAAUAUUUUAUCAAGAAAAAUUCUUGUUAAAACUUUACAAUCUCCAGAUUAUCAAGAUAUUAAACUUCAAUAUUAUCAAUUAUUAAUUAAAAUUGGAUUAAAUAGUAAUGAUUAUUUAAAUAUUGCUAAACAUUAUUUAUCAAUUUAUGAAAUUGAAGAUAUUAAAAAAGAUGAUUCUAAAUGGAAACCAAUCUUAAUCAAUAUUGUUUAUUUCUUAGUUUUAUCACCUUAUGAUAAUUUACAAAAUGAUUUAAUUCAUAAAUUAGAACUUGACACAAAUUUAAAAAAAUUAGAAUUACACAAUCAAUUAGUUAAAUCAUUUAUUACUCAAGAAUUAAUGAGAUGGCCAAUAAUUAAACAAGUUUAUAGUAAAGAAUUAGAAAAAAGUGAAUAUUUUGAUUCAAAAACUAAAGAAAAUUCUAAACAUUGGAAUGAUUUACGUGAUAGAGUUAUUGAACAUAAUUUAAGAGUUAUUUCAACUUAUUAUACAAGAAUCACAUUAUUAAGAUUAAAUCAAUUAUUAGAUUUAGAAGAACAUGAAACUGAACAUUUUAUUAGUACUUUAGUUAAUCAAGGUACAAUUUUUGCUAAAAUUAAUAGACCUGCAAAAGUGGUAAGUUUUGCUAAACCAAAAGAUUCAAAUGAAUUAUUAAAUCAAUGGUCAAGUAAUGUUGAUGAAUUAUUAGGUCAUAUUGAAACUAUUGGUCAUUUAAUCACAAAAGAAGAAAUGAUGAAUGGUAUUAAAGCAUCUAAUUAG
Messenger RNA from Hansenula ciferrii, 1338 nucleotides. RefSeq names its product proteasome regulatory particle lid subunit RPN5 (gene RPN5). The coding region runs from base 1 to 1338 and encodes 445 amino acids. Lineage: Eukaryota; Fungi; Ascomycota; Saccharomycetes; Phaffomycetales; Wickerhamomycetaceae. The record is from RefSeq and is a predicted model, not a curated record. The transcript has 2 exons. Gene Ontology annotation, cellular component: proteasome regulatory particle, lid subcomplex; nuclear proteasome complex; cytoplasm.